Molecule: messenger RNA, 1295 nt
Organism: Zootoca vivipara (common lizard)
Lineage: Eukaryota; Metazoa; Chordata; Lepidosauria; Squamata; Lacertidae
Product: DGAT1/2-independent enzyme synthesizing storage lipids
Cellular component (GO): membrane
Molecular function (GO): acyltransferase activity
Source: RefSeq, a predicted model, not a curated record
AUGCUUGGUUUCUUCAUGCAAAUGGCACACUCAUCACAGCCUCUUUAAAGCACCAUAGAAAGGGACGUGUCUCCAUACAGAUUCAAAUUGGCCAACGAAAAAGUGCACCAGACAGGAUUUCUGCUGCAUCCACAGAGAAGUGACUGAAGCAAAGGCAAUUUAGACUUACCAGGAAUGUAAACAGUUGGAAAAAAUACCAUCACAACUGAGGAAAUUUUCACUUCAUAUAUUUCCUUCAUUGGCAUACACUUGUUGCUUCAGAUCAGGAAUCCAUGAGCUCGUUUUUUCAAAUUCCUUAUUUGGGAGAAUAUCUGACCUCAGUGGUUCACCCUUUGUGGUUACUUAUGCUUCUGAUUUUACUUUAUUCACCAAUGGUAGGGUUUUUUUUGUUUCUCUGGGCUUUAUCAUUUCUGUUGCAUAUUUACAAGAAGAUGAAUAACCAGCAAGAAAGCGAUAGCAAAUUUUGGGAGAAACCAAGGAAACUUGUUGCUCUAGCUUCUGAUAUAGUUGGAAAGAUAUGCUUUGGUUAUGAAGUUAUUGGCAUAGAACAUAUCCCUAAAGGACCAGGGGUUAUUGUUUAUUACCACGCAGCCACUUCUACUGACUAUUCCCUUUUAGUGGCUAAACUUUUUAAGGAGACACAGAGAAAGUGCUAUUCAGUAAUCGAUCAUGCCAUAUAUCAGCUACCAGGGUUGAAGAUAUUUUUUGAUACCAUGGGUUUGAAAGAUUUCAGUAAAGCUGAAUGUGUGGAAAUUUUGAAGGAAGGCCAUUUUAUCGGCAUUUCACCUGGUGGAGGUAGAGAAGCAAACUUCAGUAAUGACUACAGCUUAAUGUGGGGUAAACGCACAGGUUUCGCUCAGAUAGCUUUGGAGGCAAAAGUGCCCAUCAUCCCUAUGUUUACACAAAACGUUCGUGAAGCAUUCAGGAACAUUGGAAGGACAAGGUUGACAAGAUGGUUAUAUGAGAAAACACGACUUCUCUACCUUCCCAUAUAUGGACCAUUUCCAGUGAAAAUGAGGACAUAUAUUGGAGAACCCAUCCCAUAUGAUCCAAAUAUAACAGCUGCAGAGCUGGCUGAAAAAACAAAGACUGCAAUUGAAAAUCUUCGGGAUAAAUACCAAAAAAGGCCAGGAAAUAUAUUAAGAGCUCUCUCAGAACGAUUUGAUAAGCAUUACAAAACUAACUAGUUCAUAUAAAACUGCUGCAGUGUUUCUGACGAGAUUUCUGUAAUAGGAAGCAUUAAUAAUUAUGUUAUUAAAGCUAAGUUGAUAGACACAGAAUUGUGCUGGAUUGUU